AUAAAUCAUAUUGGGCUUAUUUUACUUGAACUCUCUGCAUUAUGUCAUUUCUUUUUUAUUUACUUUCACACUCAAAUACAUGUCUGUCUCGCUGUAGAGGCCGAAAGUACAGUUAAAAUCGAACAAAUCCAUUGCGUAUUAAUGUGAACGUGGCGUAUGUGUCUUUCUCGUGUCGCAGCCUUAUCUCAGGGGUGUUCAGGAGCUAUUUAUCUCGGAGAAAUAUCAAAUUCGUAGGUGCUGCGAAAAGACAAGAUACAAGAGAUUCGGUGAUGUCAGCAGUAGUCACCAGUGAUAUUUGUCAACAUUGCUAAUACGAAGCGACUCGUAAAAUGGCUCAAAGCGUAGCUCUAUUAACGCGUAUAAUGGCAUCUUCGGUGUCCGUCACGGUGCAAGCUGGCAAGAUAAUACGAGACGUUUUGAGUAAAGGCGGAUUAAAUAUAGUGGAAAAAGGCAAAAACGACUUGCAAACGGAAGCAGAUCGUUCCGCCCAGAAGUGCAUCAUAGCUUCUUUGAGCAAACAGUUUCCAAACAUCACGAUUAUCGGUGAGGAGGAACCAUCCAGUUGCGUAGUACCAUCCGAGUGGAUCGUUACAGAGGCAGAUCAAGAAGUGUUGAAGCUAAAGCUACCGGUGCAUCUAGAGGAUAUUAAUCCCAAGGAUGUAUGCAUUUGGGUGGACCCUCUGGAUGGUACAGCAGAGUACACUCAAGGACUAGUGGAGCAUGUUACUGUGUUGGUUGGCAUAGCAAUCGGAACAACAGCAAUCGGUGGUGUAAUACAUCAACCAUAUUACAAGAAUGACAAAAGCGGUUCGCUCGGCCGUACAUUAUGGGGUAUCGAUGGUGCCGGAUUUGGUGGAUUCGCGCCGAAACCACCUCCGGAAGGGAAAAGAAUAAUCACGACUACACGUUCGCAUUCCGACGGCAUUGUACAGAGCGCCAUAAGUUCGUUGAAUCCUGACGACAUAGUACGUGUAGGUGGUGCUGGACAUAAGGUAAUUCUCCUACUGGAAGGUAAAGCUCACGCGUACGUGUUCGCCAGCCGCGGCUGCAAGAGAUGGGAUACAUGCGCGCCUGAGGCCGUUCUUCGUUCCAUCGGUGGCGUUUUGACCGAUCUUUACGGCGAACGUUAUCCGUACAAUCCAGAAACGACGUAUGCAAAUGUGAGAGGCGUGUUAGCUACAGCACCUGGCCAGUCUCAUCAGUGGUAUUUGAAUCGUAUACCUGAUGAGGUGAAGCAAAAGUUGCAAUAGGUAAUCAGGCAUUCUUCACUCUGCAACUUUUGCAGAGUUAUAUAUAUAUAUAUGGUAUACAUGGUAACAAUUUUGGUUAAUUUUAUAAAAAUUAAUGUAAGAAUUAAUGUAAAAAAUGUUAUAAAUUUACAAAUUAUCUUAAUAGUAAUUGCCUUUGUCAUUUAAGUUUCAUUUGAAUUGUCGCUCAAAAUUGAUUUCUUUUUCGAAACAAUCGUGACGAUAUUAAGGUCACAUUAUGAUACGUCGGAAAUUAUAUUUGCCAUUUGCUUAUUUUUGUUGGCGUUAUAGCGCAUAACGAUACAUAAGGAAGAAUAUAAGGAAUAUAAACAUGUAAAAAAAUUUGGAAAGAUAGAAUAGAGAGAAUAGAGUGCCUUGUUUGUCGGUUAAAGAACCAUAAGCGAGCGAUAAGGGGAAGGAAGAUGGACGUGAAAUCCAAAAAGAAAAAAAAAGAAAACGUCAUUAAUUGUCCAGAUAACGUAAUGAAAAUUUCGAGUGUUGAUUUAAAUAUUGAAAGAAAAAAAAAUCAUUCCAACGUCCUAAACUAUCUCGAGAAUUUUUUACACGGAUAACAUCGCAUCCAACGUCUCUCGUUGAGUAUUUAAAUAAGCCCAUCUCACGGGCGGGACUGCGAAUGACAUUUCAUGGCGAAUGUAUACAUUGUUUCUCGUAUAUGUCAAUUACUAUUAGAAAGAAGAAAAAUUGAAAAAGCAGCGCGGUGUUCUCUCCAAGGCAGUGUAAUGCAUGCAAUAAGAGAAGACAAUAAAGUUUCGGUAGAGAAAAACGAUUGAAUUAUUUUGCUCCUACUUUUGUUUUUACCGUGGAGAGACGCAAAAUUCUUCUUUAAACGCUCGAGAAACAGAUGGUUAUGCAAUCAAUGAUCGUCGUGACACCGGUCAAACAAAAAUUAUCCAAGGCAACAUAAAAGUGCAUGGCGUGCGCGUUUGUAGAUAACGAAAGAAAUUACGGCGUAUCUAUCAACGGACACGUUUCAGAUCUCAACGAGACGAGUCAUAAACAUCUUGAAAAGAUAAACGAAUGAGGAAACUAGUUUCUCACACAUAUAUACAUAAUCUCGAUACAUUGACGUAUACAUUUGCAAUCCGGUUUUUUAUCUUCACGAAAGAGAGGAAAAUAGAAGAGGCGUUAUAUGAAUCAGUCAGCGGUGUGCGAUUGUCGGUCAUAUAUUGUUCGACUCUACUUGGAAUCUCUAAUUCUUUUUAGUCGUCUCGUCCAUAUCCUUUUCCAUCUCUACCACCACCAUCACCUCCUCCUCGUCCACUUCCUCCUUCUCCUUCUCCUCCUCUACUUCCUUCUCCUCCUUUUCCUGCUUCACUUACCCACCUUGGUAUCAAAAAGACUGGUCGUCCUUCGAAGAUUCGAUAUUAAAA
Harpegnathos saltator (Jerdon's jumping ant) is the source of this 2638-nucleotide messenger RNA. Its product is annotated as 3'(2'),5'-bisphosphate nucleotidase 1. Gene Ontology annotation, molecular function: 3'(2'),5'-bisphosphate nucleotidase activity. NCBI's taxonomy places the organism in Eukaryota, Metazoa, Arthropoda, Insecta, Hymenoptera, Formicidae. The record is from RefSeq and is a predicted model, not a curated record. The transcript has 5 exons. Gene Ontology annotation, biological process: phosphatidylinositol phosphate biosynthetic process. Bases 330 to 1250 code for a protein of 306 amino acids.